Astrephomene gubernaculifera is the source of this 377-nucleotide messenger RNA. NCBI's taxonomy places the organism in Eukaryota, Viridiplantae, Chlorophyta, Chlorophyceae, Chlamydomonadales, Astrephomenaceae. The record is from the annotation of a GenBank genome assembly.
GCUGCGACUGCUGUUCAGCAGCCGGGACCUCAGCCAGGUCAAGUCCUACCUGCUGCGCCAGUGGACCAAGAUGCUAUCCAAUCGGGUGUCACUGCAGGACUUUGUGUUCGCAAAGGAAGUCAGGCUCGGCACCUACUCCUCCAACGCCGCCACCGUCCCCCCCGCCGCAAUGGUGGCUGCCAAAGCCAUGGCGGCCGACCCACGGGCCGAACCGCGGUACGGCGAACGAGUGCCGUACGUGGUCGUGUACGGCGAGCCCGGGGCGCGGCUGGUGGAUGUGGUGGUGUCUCCGCAUGUGUUGGUGGAGAGUGGCGGGGGGUUGCGACUGAAUGCGACGUACUACAUCACCAAGCAGAUCAUACCCGCGCUGGAUCGGG